AUGGCGUGUGCCUCCUGUGGAGAUGGGCCGAUGGAGAGAGGGAGGAUGAAGAGGAAGCGCUGGGCUCGCUGCGGGCUGGGCUCAGGUGCGGGUGCCCCGGCGGGUCAGGGCUUCCAGCUGCAUCAGCCCCAGGACAAGGUGUCGGUGGCAGCGGGGCGGACGCUCAGCCUGACCUGCACCGUGUCUGGAGAUGGUCCCCCUGGUCCUGUGGGGUGGCUGAAGGGCUGGGGCAGUGGGAGCCAGACCGUCUAUGACCAGACGGGCUCCUUCCCCCGCGUGACGAGGGUAGUGGCUGAGUCCAACACGGACUUCAGCAUCCGCAUCAGGGACGUUGGCCCUGAGGAUUCCGGCACCUAUUACUGCGUGAGGUUCCGCAAAUCGGUGGAUGAUGUGGAUGAGGUGUUUCAGCGUGGAAGGGGCACGGAGGUGUCCGUACAAGCCAAACCCACUCCCCCGGUCAUGUCCUGGUCCGGCCGCAGAGUGGUGCCGGGGCAGUCGGUGUCUGUCACCUGCGAAGCUGGAGGGUUCUUCCCCAAAGACAUCACGGUGAAAUGGCUCAAGGACGGGGCCCCGAUCACGGCUCAGCAGCCCCAGAUCACCCCAUGGCCGACGAAAUCCUCCUUCAACAUGUCCAGCACCGUGACGGUGACGCUGCAGGAGGACGAUGUCCGCUCGCGGCUCACCUGCGAGAUAGAGCACCCCACGCUGCCGGCCCCGGUGACGGGGACGUACCAGCUCAGCGAAGCCCUGCGAGUCCCCCCCCGUGUCAGCGUGGCCCCUGACGCACCGAGCCCCGUUAAGGUGAACAAGACCGUGAACUUCACCUGCCACGUGAAGGGGUUUUACCCGGGAGACGUGGCCGUCACCUGGCUGGAGAACGGGACGGAGAUGAAGGUGGAGAACAUCCCCCAGCCGGAGGAGAACCAGCGGGGCUUGUUCGAUCUGAGCAGCCUGGUGGAGGUCAAAGCGACGGAGGAGAAGAACGGGUCCGAGUUCACCUGCCGAGUGGUGCACGAUGCCCAGGAGCCCAUCAGCAAGACGGCUGCCCUGUGGAUCGCUGCCCCAGCCAGGGAGGGAGAACUCGGCGACUUGUCCCAGACAGGCAACGCCAAUUUGCUCACCAUCUAUAUCGUGGUGGGAGUGAUCUGCACUGUGCUGGCGCUGCUGGUGGCUGCAAUUCUUUACCUCAUCUGGGCAAAGCAGAGCAAGGGUAAAAGCUCGCCAUCUGCUAGGUUACACGAGCCGGAGAAGAGCAGCGAGGCCACUACCCAGGAAUCCGACCCCAACAACCUGACCUACGCGGACCUGAACUUCGACAGAGAGAGGAAGAGCCAUCGGCAAUGCUGGUUGUGCUUCUGGAACGGACAUUUAACCGGCGAUGACAACCUCACCUACGCUGACCUGGACAUGGUGCAUCUUAGCAAGGCGCCCAAGCGGCCGGCCCCGUGCCCCGAGGAGGCCGGCUCUGAGUACGCCAGCGUCCAGAUCCCAAGGAAGUGA
This is a messenger RNA of Nipponia nippon (crested ibis), 1500 nucleotides long. The record is from RefSeq and is a predicted model, not a curated record. NCBI's taxonomy places the organism in Eukaryota, Metazoa, Chordata, Aves, Pelecaniformes, Threskiornithidae.